CGACAGUAGAAGCUGUGAGCCUCGCGGGUCGCCGUAAUUCCUGACCGAGGUGAGAAUGGCCAGUUGGAUGUGGCUCCGAUGCCUUUUCGGGCCCAAUUUACAUCGUAUCCACCGCUCACCAGACCAGACACGAGCCGACGGCAGAGCGGGGCGCAGGGGCUGGAAUUAUCAGCCCAGAGGUUUGGAAAGACACACGGGCAGCAUCCUCGGCUGGGCAUCUGUGCUGUGGUCUCUGUCAUACUACAGCUCUCCACUGCUGCUCUGCUAUCUCUACAGGAAAGGGUACAUCUGCAGUAGUAAGCUGGUUCCCUUCAGUCAGUAUGUUGGCACAGCGUUGGUCUGUCUGCUGGGAGUGGCCUGUUUGAGAGGGUGGGGACGCUGGAGAAACCCAGAGUACCUUCAGUUCAUCACCGUACUGGAGGAGACCAGGAAGAACAACACGCAAAGCAACAAGAAAAAACUGGCAUGCUUUGACUUUGACUUCAAACACUGGCCUGCCGAUUUCAGCUGGAAUGAAGUUAGUAGUCCGAAGUUGUCAAAAGGUGGUGUAUCCCUGCUGAAACCAGAGCCUAAACACAGAGGAGCAGCAGACAGUGUGCUGAGUUCAGUCCGUACGCUGCCAUGCCACAUCUUAAGUUAUCUGAUAGUUCACUCGUUCGGCCGGAGGAUGCUGUACCCGGGCUCGGUGGGUCUGCUGCAGAAGGCCAUGAGACCCAUGCUACAGCAGGGCCUAGCCAGACUCGUAGAAGAGUAUGAAGGACAGAGGAACAAACUGGUGGCUUGCGAUGGGAAUGAGGUCGACACAAUGUUUGUGGACCGGAGGAGAGAUGGAGGUCCACACAGUAAAACUCUGGUGAUCUGCUGUGAGGGGAACGCAGGGUUCUAUGAAGUCGGCUGCAUGAACACACCAUUGGAAGGUGGAUAUUCAGUGUUGGGCUGGAAUCACCCAGGGUUUGGUGGCAGUACAGGAGUUCCGUUUCCUCAAAACGAGGCCAACGCGAUGGAUGUUGUCAUUCAAUUUGCCGUUCACAAACUGGGUUUCCAGUUGACUGAUAUUGUUGUAUACGCCUGGUCAAUAGGAGGAUUUACAGCAAGCUGGGCUGUGAUGUCAUACCUCGAGAUCCAGGGUCUGGUUCUAGAUGCUUCAUUUGAUGAUCUUUUACCACUUGCUCAGAAGGUCAUGCCAGACAGUUGGAGACCUUUAGUGACCCACACAGUGAGGCAGUAUAUGAACUUAAACAAUGCAGAACAACUUUGCAAGUACCAGGGUCCAGUGUUACUGAUCAGAAGAACCAAAGAUGAAAUCAUCACCACCACGGGUCCAGAGGACAUCAUGUCUAACAGAGGAAACGAUCUGUUGCUCAAACUACUCCAGUACAGGUAUCCUAAGAUCAUGACGGAUGAAUCUGUCAGAGCUGUCAGACACUGGCUUGCAGCUGGGACACAAAUAGAAGACGAAUCCGUGUACACCAGUUAUGAGGUAGAUGAUGACUGGUGCUUAUCUGUGUUGCGCUCCUAUCAGGCAGACAGAGAGACUUUCUUCCCCUGGAGCGUUGGUGAGGACAUGACACUGGAGGGGAGACGACAGCUCGCUCUAUUCUUGGCACGAAAGCAUAUGAGAAACUUUGACACCACACACUGCACUCCACUCCCAAUAUCCGAGUUCAAGCAUCCUUGGAGACCAUGAAGAGAAGACUGUAGAAGUGCUGGAUAACAGAAGUCAAAGGGAAACACGCCUGUACAUUUAAAUUAAGAGGAAAGCAGUGAGACGUCAAUUGCUUGUAUACAUGUGACAGGAUUAGCAGUUUAUUGUUUGAGCACAUUGUUUGAUAGAGAUUUUAAAAUUAUUAGUUGGAUGGUAAUUUAAAGGUUGGAAAUUUCUUGAUGCUCAGGUUUGUCGUCGCGAUUAUUUCAGUGAUGGGACUUGUAUCUCUCUUGACUCUGUUUUUCCGUUUUUAUUUUAUCCUCUAUUUUGUGAGCACUGUUAUUAUUUACAAAAGUAUUGUACAAUGUUCUGAAUGUUAUAUUGCAUAUGAAUAUUAAAUAGGGGAUGCUCUUUA
Messenger RNA from Triplophysa dalaica, 2060 nucleotides. RefSeq names its product abhydrolase domain containing 16A, phospholipase (gene abhd16a). Gene Ontology annotation, cellular component: endomembrane system. Gene Ontology annotation, biological process: phosphatidylserine catabolic process; monoacylglycerol catabolic process. NCBI's taxonomy places the organism in Eukaryota, Metazoa, Chordata, Actinopteri, Cypriniformes, Nemacheilidae. The record is from RefSeq and is a predicted model, not a curated record. Gene Ontology annotation, molecular function: glycerophospholipase activity; monoacylglycerol lipase activity. The transcript has 20 exons. Bases 56 to 1687 code for a protein of 543 amino acids.